AUGCAGGGUGCAGAAGUCACCAAGGAAUCCGCGAAGAGUAUGGAGAUGCGGCCUCAGCCCGUUACGCGAAAGGCCACGUACGGUUACAGACCUCCCCCCAAAGUCCCUUGGACGACAUCCACCGCGAUCGGACUUAAAGCGUUCUGGAAAUGGUUUCUCACACCAGCCGGUUUCCUCAUCACUCUAUACUGCUUGAACGUGGUCGCAUGGGGCGGUAUGCUGUUCCUUCUCCUCUGCAACGCUGCCCCCGCCAUGUGCCAUCCAGACUGCAAUGACUUACAAUCGCCGCGAAGGAUUUGGAUAGAGAUAGACUUACAGAUUCUUAACGAGCUCUUCUGCGUUACUGGCUUCGGUCUUGCUCCUUGGAGAUUCCGCGAUCUGUACUGGUGGGGAUGGUGGCGGAUCGGUGGCCCAAAGCGCAAGCAGACCGGCAUAAGAAGACUGGCUGGGAUCCAUCGAGGAUGGCUUCGCCUCCCUGGCUCAGAUCAUCUACCUGAAGAUGCGUCUGCUUCGACUGUCAGCUCCGAAGAUCCGGCAGUACCGAUUCCGCACGCUAAGAUACCGGACCCUCCGCCUACCGGAAUCCACGCACCACCCACUAAAAGCUGGAAGAUGGACUUUGUCGUCUGGAUGAACGUAUACCACAGACCGUCAUGGGCGACCGGUCUUUUUGUCGCGUUGGCCAGCAUCGUAGCUGGGGUGGGAGGUAUUAUGAUGUUCCACGAUGUCAAGAAAGUCGAAGGAGUCCCCGUGUUAUACCAAGGCUUGUCGGAGUAUACCACAAUGCGCCCAACGGGUCGCUUGAAGCUGUAG
Molecule: messenger RNA, 813 nt
Organism: Trematosphaeria pertusa
Lineage: Eukaryota; Fungi; Ascomycota; Dothideomycetes; Pleosporales; Trematosphaeriaceae
Exons: 3
Coding region: 1-813 (270 amino acids)
Source: RefSeq, a predicted model, not a curated record